Molecule: messenger RNA, 1988 nt
Organism: Vigna unguiculata (cowpea)
Lineage: Eukaryota; Viridiplantae; Streptophyta; Magnoliopsida; Fabales; Fabaceae
Product: calnexin homolog
Biological process (GO): protein folding; ERAD pathway
Cellular component (GO): endoplasmic reticulum membrane; endoplasmic reticulum
Molecular function (GO): calcium ion binding
Source: RefSeq, a predicted model, not a curated record
UUUGAACAGCACUGAGAUUCAAUCACUUUCUAGAGAUCGAAAAUUUCUCUACGGUGUCAGUGCUAGGGUUUCACAGUUAUAGUGGAACAUGGGAGAACGGAAGCGAGUCCCUCUUGGGAUCUUUGCGGUGCUCCUUUUGAUCUCCGCCUCUUCUUUUCAGCUUCUCCGCGCUUCUGACGAUGCAGACGAUGCGAUCUUCUACGAGUCAUUCGACGAGGAUUUUCCGGACCGGUGGAUCAUUUCUCAGAAAGACGAAUACAGUGGUGUCUGGAAACAUGCCAAGAGUGAGGGACAUGAUGAUUAUGGUCUUCUAGUCAGUGAGAAAGCGAGGAAAUACGCCAUAGUGAAGGAACUUGACCAGGCGGUGAGUUUCAAGGACGGAACUGUUGUUCUCCAGUUUGAAACUCGGCUUCAGAAUGGCCUUGAAUGCGGUGGAGCAUAUCUAAAAUAUCUCCGACCACAGGAGGCUGGAUGGAAACCUAAGGAAUUUGACAACGAAUCUCCGUAUUCUAUCAUGUUCGGUCCUGAUAAAUGUGGUUCCACAAACAAAGUACACUUCAUUUUCAAACACAAGAAUCCCAAGACUGGGGAGUAUGUUGAACACCAUCUUAAGGCUCCCCCUUCUGUCCCUUCUGAUAAAUUAUCUCAUGUUUACACGGCUAUUUUGAAGCCUGACAAUGAGGUGCAAAUUUUGGUAGAUGGGGAACAGAAGAAGAAGGCAAACUUCUUGAGUGCUGAUGAUUUUGAACCUCCUCUUAUCCCUCCCAAGACAAUCCCAGAUGCUGACGAUAAGAAGCCUGAGGACUGGGAUGAGAGAGAGAAAAUUCCAGACCCAAGUGCGGUAAAGCCAGACGACUGGGAUGAGGAUGCACCCUUGGAAAUUGUUGAUGAAGAAGCUGAAAAACCUGAAGGAUGGUUAGAUGAUGAACCGGAGGAGAUAGAUGAUCCAGAGGCCACAAAACCGGAAGAUUGGGACGAUGAGGAGGAUGGUGAAUGGGAAGCCCCAAAGAUUGAGAACCCAAAAUGUGAAGCCGCCCCAGGCUGUGGUGAGUGGAAGAGGCCAAUGAAGAGGAAUCCUGCUUAUAAGGGAAAAUGGCAUGCACCACUCAUUGAAAAUCCUGCUUAUAAGGGUAUAUGGAAACCUAGGGAUAUUCCAAACCCUGCUUACUUUGAACUUAAGAAACCUGAUUUUGAGCCAAUCGCAGCUAUUGGUAUUGAGAUUUGGACAAUGCAAGAUGGCAUUUUGUUUGACAACAUCUUGAUAGCUAAAGAUGAUAAAAUUGCUGAGUCGUAUCGGGAGACUACUUGGAAACCCAAGUUUUCAGUUGAAAAAGAGAAACAGAAGGCAGAGGAAGCUGAAGCUGGAUCAAAUGGUCUUGCUGGAUUCCAGAAGAAGGUAUUUGACCUCUUAUACAAGAUCGCAGACAUUCCCUUCCUGAGUGCCUAUAAGCCUAAAAUCCAUGUGAGUAACAUACAAAUAUUUGUCUUCUUUCCGAAUAGCGUCUUCUUGGAAAAUGACUUACAAUUCUAUCUAUCUAUCUUUUUUCUACAGGAUCUCAUCGAGAAAGGUGAAGAGCAACCCAAUCUUACUGUUGGCAUUCUAGUGGCCAUUUUGGUUGUCUUCGUGUCAAUUUUCUUCAGGAUCAUAUUUGGUGGGAAGAAGCAGCCCACGAAGGUGGAGAAGACAAAUGUAGACUCCUCUGCCAAGAACCAAAGUGGCGAGAACGGCGAGAACGAGGAAAACAAAGAAAACAAAGAGAAGGAAGAAUCAUCUUCUGCCCCCCCACGUCGGAGGUCGACAAGGAGAGAGAAUUAAAAUAUGAUUGAAUAGUUUGUGUGUGACAUGGUUACUGUUGGAGAUCUAGUAGUUUUAUUUGAAGUUAAUUGGAGAGGAUGUACAAUUACAAUUAUUUUAUUUUUCUUUAUAUUUUUAGUGAUGUAGCAAAGAAAUUAAUUUCUGUUAUAAAUUUUGAAUUUUCCUUUACUUA